AUGCCACACUACUCAGACUUCCAGUCCUGGUUGGGUGGGAUGAUCGAAAUCCUGUUCUUUGCCGACUACCUCCUGUCUUUCACGGGACUCAGCCUGCUGCGCAGCAUGGUCCUCAAGGUUGACGAGAAGAUCAACGAGAUCAAGGAAAAGGUUGAGAUGAAGGUCUUGGGAUCAUCGUCGAGUGUAGCGCGCGAAUCGCAGGCUGCUGGAGCGGAGUUGAGACAGCGGCGAAAAUUGGAUGAGGUGGAGGAGGCAGUGGAUCUGUGA
This is a messenger RNA of Symbiodinium pilosum, 267 nucleotides long. NCBI's taxonomy places the organism in Eukaryota, Dinophyceae, Suessiales, Symbiodiniaceae. The record is from the annotation of a GenBank genome assembly.